Messenger RNA from Parasteatoda tepidariorum (common house spider), 4207 nucleotides. RefSeq names its product whirlin protein dyschronic (gene dysc). Gene Ontology annotation, cellular component: cilium; stereocilia ankle link complex; plasma membrane. Lineage: Eukaryota; Metazoa; Arthropoda; Arachnida; Araneae; Theridiidae. The record is from RefSeq and is a predicted model, not a curated record. Gene Ontology annotation, molecular function: protein binding.
CCCAAUCCAAUAUGGCAGCUUGCCAUAUGACGACUUUUUCGAUCACCGAAACCAUGUGCUUGUGGUGUUCCAAAACAAGGAUCAACAAAACAUGACGUAUGUCUUAAGAAUGUAUCUUAUAAGAUAUAAUUUUGGAACAAUGAGUAUAUUUUAUAGUAUUUGAUACUCAUUUAACAGCAUGAAGAAGUAUUUUUACAGUAUAUUUACUAUAAAUAAGCAUUCUAGGGUGCAAAAAGAUGACGUGAAUAUCAAUUCAAAAGGUUUCGUAAUUUCUUGAAGAUCCAUCUACAGCAAGAACAAAAAACUUGAAAUUGAUAAAUUUAUUACACCCAUAGACUAUACGAUAUUUUGGUAUUUUUUAAAUAAAAUAUAUACUUUAGUGCUUCAACAGAAUUCAGAAGAAUAUAACAAAUCCGUAAAAGAAAAUCGCUGACACGAAAAAAAAUGACAUAAACUUUUUCUUCAAAAUGCAAAUAUGAGAAAAUUUUACGUGAAUUAAACAUGAAAAUAAUUAUUAUCAUCAAAAUUUUAAAUUUAUCCUUACCGAAAUAAUAAUUUUAUCCAAGAAGCAUGUGUUGCCAUACCAAUAAAAACAACGUCAAAGCCAGAAAUCCAGAUUAGGUUCAGGCAAAACGGAGAAACGAUGUCCGGUCUGACGCGGAACGCUUAUGUCCUGUCCGGGAGUCAGCCACACCGGACUGUGGGGACAAAUCGAAAUGCUCAAGGCCAAGAGCUUUGACAACGGGCCCCAAUAGGGCCGAUGUGGGACCUAUCAUUGGAGGAGAGAGGGCCAUGCGCGCUGGAGUCCGGCAGCAGCGCGAGAUGUGAUCAUCUUCCAGGAAUCCGGCAGUGGAGAAAUCCGGAACGGCACGUACAAUUGUGCACCUCAAGAUUCCCGUAUUACAGUCGUGAUCAAGAGGAGGUUUUUGGCGUCAAAAAAAGUGCGAGGGGGUGCUUGGAACGAUUUGAUGAACGUCAAUGUGAUCAGAAAGUACAUCAAGACAGGAGGAACACCCCGGAUCGAUUUGGAGUUGAGUUAUAUCAGUUUCAAGAAGCACGCUUCAAUGCAGCUCUACAGAGUUUUCAUUAUCAAAAGUACCUAGUUUCUCUGGUGCAGAGUAUCAAGAGAUCCAUUCGACGGGGUCAUUGGUCAAGUUCUGCCAGAUACAUGUGGGUGGACAGGAACGGGAGGCCUGUCUCCCCGCCCUCCAAUCAGCACUCCAGAAGUCCCGGAUAUAAGGAUAAGCCAACGUAUAAAAAGGUGAUAGUAUCAGUGGAAGAUGGAUUAUCACUGGGUCUUAUGAUAAGAGGUGGAGCUGAAUAUGGAUUGGGAAUAUACAUCACGGGAAUUGAUGAGCCAUCAGCUGCACAUCUGGCCGGUUUAGAAUUUGGCGAUCAGAUUUUAUCUGUUAAUGACAUUGAUUUCACGCACAUCACUCAUGAUGAGGCUGUCAGUCUACUUCAGUCACUGGAAAGGAUGUCUAUGGUGGUCAGAAAUGAAGGUAAAGUGCCCCAUUCCACCAUCCCUUACUCUCCUUCAAGUGCUGGACCUUCAACCUCUGGAGCUUGGUUUGCUGAUGGCGGAAGAAGCGAGUUGUCUCGUAAAGGAAGUCCACGAAAAAGAGAUCACAAGAUGGACGACGUUUCAGCCUCCUCCACUAAUCCGAGUACAGCGGAGCGGCGCCUGGAUCGGAAAGCGAGGAAACACCUGACAGAGAGUGAGCGAAUUACUUUAGCUUAUUACUGUAAUGAAUAUGAAACUGGAGUAAUGUCUAUAGAGGAUUUCGUUCCAGUACUGUUGGAGCAACUCAAUACACCUGAGAAGCAUACACUUAUGACAGAAAUUCGAGCUUUAGUUCCUGCCGGGGAUCUUGAAAAAUUUGAUGAGCUUAUUUACCGGAGAGAAAGACUACCAAUCAAAACAAAAGAUCUGAGACCAGUAGAAAUACAUACGGAACAUGCUGAUCGGAAUAUUUCACCUGAUGAGGAUAUAUUCAGAACUUCCAGGAACAACUUUCGUACUUCCACGAGACGAAGGCAGCAGCAAGAUAAGCACCACCUAACUGUUCCAAAUGCGAGGGAACAUCCAGAGGAUAUGCACACACCCAGCGAAGACAGUGGUGUGGAUUUAGCUAAUGGGACAAUCUUUGGACACGGAAGCAGAAAGGGAAGCAGAGUAUCAACAGGUUCACGAGAUUCCAUGAACCUCGAAAUAAAAUCCCUUCAACGUAAACCGAGUCCUUCUCGUCAGUGGCGGACAAGUCCUCGGCCCAUGAUGAGGAGAUCUUUUGACGCAGUGACUAGCCUAAGAGAUGGCAAUCAAGCUACUCGAAUGAGGAGGACCACGUUUAGGAGGCACAGUAGUGGCGGUGAAGGGGUCAACCCUGAUGACAGACGACCCAGGCACAGAUCCCAUGAAGAUAGAAGGUGGAGUAUAGGCAGCGAAAUGGUCGACGCCCCUUUCGUUGAAGGUCAUCUCGAUGCUGCCAGAGCCGUGUUAUCUCGUCUGGAAGCUAUUGCCUUAACCCAACGUCACAGCUCUCCAAGACCACGAUCUCCAAGAUUAAGUCCUGUACACAUCCCUCUCUCACCCGGCACCCAACAGCAUCUUCAAGUACCCCACAUCACUGUUAGAAGACACAGAUCACUGCCUGAUCCCCAUGCUAUACAAGCGAGAAAGAAACAGCAACAAAUGGAGAGAAUGCAUCAACACAGAAGUGCUUCUGUUAGGUUGCCUGGUCAUCGAACGAUUCCAGAGGGAGAUGGAAAGUUUCGAAUCAUCGUCAAGAAAACUCGUCCACUUUUGGGGAUCGCUAUUGAAGGCGGCGUAGAUACGACACAACCUUUACCCAGAAUAAUCAGUAUUCACAACUCUGGUGCAGCUUUUGACGCCGGUGGACUAAGAGUGGGUCAUGUGAUUUUGGAAGUGGAUGGAAUCAAAAUGAGCCGAAAGCCUCACCACGAGGUUGCUCAACUGAUAGCUCACGCUUUCUACAACACUGACAGAGAUCAAGUUGAGUUCCUGGUCAUGGAGACCAAUAAAAAUGUGGAAUCAGAAGUUCGUCGAACUUCCAUUAUGGUGUUUGAUAAGCUCAACAUGGGAAUGGGAUAAAUAUACAACGUAAAUGGAUAUACUUCAGAAGUUCUGAGGAUCAGAAUUCAUCGACUCAAACCAUUUAAUACUACUAAUAAUGAAAUUGAUACACCAAUCCAUGACAAGGAAUAACAAUCUAAAUAGCUGAAGAACUGAAACAAUUUAUUGAUGCAUAAGAUUACCACUGAUGUAUCAGAUUCAGAGUAUUGGAAAAUUUCCGUCAAUGAACCAGAUCCAGUUUAUUGGAACAUUUCCGUUGAUGUAUCAUAUCUUUAAACCCUCUCUGCAAAUGUAUUUCAAGUUUGAAGGGAAUCCGAACUUUUAAGAAACACAUCACGAACAUAUCAAGAGCUUUAUUUUGUGUAUCAUGUUGUAUAAGUGUUUUUGUAUCAUACAUAUGCAUAAUCACUAUUACUGUUUUAUGUCAGCAAAACUGUUAAAUGUGCGUAAAUAUUGCAUUAAUUGAUAUUUAAAAAUGAGCCAUUUCUGUAUAUCCUAUUUUUGAAGAUAUGUUAUUUUUUUAUGAAGACUGGGUGAAAUCUAUAUAAAGGAAAAUAUCUAUUAGAGUUUUUAACUAUUAAUAUCUAUGAAAGGAAUAUUUAGUUCUUGUAUAUACUACGAAUGCUCCUAGUACUUAAGAAAGAAAUUUGAAAUUAAUAUUUCUCAGACUUAAAGUGUAUUUGAUACAUUCUUUACUGCUGUAUUUCACCCCUUUCUGUUUAAAAAUAACCCUAAAAUGAAGAACGUUUCUAGCAUUUGUUUUAAUUAUACUGAGUAAAUUUUUAUUCACAAUGUGUUUUUCAUUAAGAUGCUCAUACUGUGUCGCUUUGUUUUUAUUAACGAUAUAAAAAUAAUUUAUAUUCUGGAAAAAAACAAGUGCUGUAAAUGUCUUUAAUUCAAAAAGAGUAGGUUGUACUGAGAAAUGUGGCUUUUAGAUAAAAUGAAUUUUUUGAAAAAAUUACCAACAACCCAGAUAGCAAAGUAAGGUUUAUUUUAACUCAGCAAAAACCUUUUAAUGUAAACCUAAAAAGGCUUGUUAUGCGGUUUAUGUGUAAACAUUCUAACCUUAAAACGAGAUCUGAGACAAUCUGCUCUAUUCAACACACAUUACCC